CUGUGACACGGUCAAAUUUUAUGGUACCAACUCCUACUACAUAUCCAGCGAAGCCGGAAUUAGUAAUAUCGCGACAUUUUCAAUUCAUAAUUGAUCAUUUACUUACAAACUCAACUCACAUCACAAGUAUUUAUUACGUUCUGGAACUUGAUAAAAAACCGUGAACCAGUUUCAGUCAAUUCCACAAGUAAUGACCCAUUAUUAAAUAAAUUCAGCAUACGAUCCCGACCCUUCCCAGUCUUACUAGCCCAAUUCCAUAUAUUUUUACAUUCAGUUAACAACCCAUUAAAAUUUUAUUACGAACUGGAACACAAUUUCUCAUUGCCAUUCAAAUAUCAUUAUUAUUAUAAAACAAGCUCAAUGGAUUUACAAAAAAGUUAUUUGCCAAUUUCUCCCUCAACAACUCUAAAACAUGCAGCUUACCACCAAUUUAAGUCCAUUCUCCUUCCAAAUAUUUUUCUUAACGAUAUCACUUCUGGUGAUACUGCUACGGUUGGAAUCAAUUUCAAGUUCUACAAUUAUUAUUGUUCCGGGUGACGGUAAUGGGGACGGAAGAUCAUUGUUCCCCCAGUUUGGACAACCUGGAGGUGGAAAGAACAAUGACAGUUCAGCUCCGCCCAGACGCCGAUUACUUCGACCACGCCCACAGGAUGGAAAUUCCACAACGCCAAACUCCACUGCCCCUCAUGGUUUACCUUUUAAAUUUCCACGACCACAAAUGCCUCAAUUUCCACAAUCUGCAUCAAACCCAAGAAUUGAGUGGAUCCCACUGGGCGCUUUUCUAUUUGGGGGUGCGUCUGGCCGAUAAUGAUAUCUAAUGGAUUGAACGGAAAAACAAAUUUCUAGAACCAAAAAUUAAUUCUGCAGUUUGAAGUUUUUUGGUGAAAUAAAAUAAAGUCAGUAAAUUAAGUAAAUUAAUUUUAAAACACCUAUGCAGGUACUCGUUCAUGCGCACAGUUUUUGUGCAUGUCCACCCCAAAAAACUAAUUUACUAAUAAAUAACAGAAUCGUAACACUAAUUGAUAUCACAGAGCUGCAUAAUUACAAUACUUGUUCCUCGACUAGUUAGCAAUUUGUACAUUCUAAACUAAUUUAGCUUAGAACGACAGUCGUCGCAGAAGCGUGGGAACAGAAGGGCGCGCUGUAGUUGAACUUUGGGUGGAGGUAUUAAUAACAAGGUAUUUAUUGGGAGAAUUUAAUUUAAAUAACAAGGUAUUUAUUAUUCACGCAUUAAAGAAAUGUAAAUAAAUCAUUAGUAAGUAACAGAUGA
Folsomia candida is the source of this 1270-nucleotide messenger RNA. RefSeq lists its product as uncharacterized. The coding region runs from base 413 to 808 and encodes 131 amino acids. The transcript is spliced from 3 exons. NCBI's taxonomy places the organism in Eukaryota, Metazoa, Arthropoda, Collembola, Entomobryomorpha, Isotomidae. The record is from RefSeq and is a predicted model, not a curated record.